AUAAUCCGAAAAUAUAUAUAUAGAAAAAAAUACAAAUACAUGUGAAAGUCUCAAACAAUCUAUUCAAUGAAAAAAUAUAUACAAUAAACUUAUUAUGUUUUAAAAAUUUAUAGACACAUAUAUAUUAUAAAAUAUACUAAUUUAAAAUUGAAAAAAAUAUUUAUAUAAAAAUAAAUGAAAACAAAAACCCGCGCGGUUGCACGGAUCGAGAUCUAGUAAAUAAUUUAUCCUUAAGUUAGGCAGCUCAAUAAUAGAAAUAAUUCAUUUUUAAAUGAAAUAAAUCUUUGUGAGAUCUUCAGUUGACGUAUGUCAAGGAGUUUUACAAAGUCAAUGAUAUUUAAGAUUAUUAAACUGGAAGUUGACAAAUUCUAAAUCUUCUUUGUUGGUUUAGUUUAUAAUUUUGGUUACCUAACUCUCCUGUAAAUAACGUUUUAUUUUUAGUUCUAGGAUAUUAUUAGAGAAAUUGCACCUAAUAGCUAAGAAAAAAAACAAAAUUCAAUACACUACACCCAGUUAAAGUUGAAUAUGAUAUAUGCAGUUCUUCUAGGAUUUAACUCUAUUAAAAUUUUUUUUUUGGUAAUCAUGUUAAAUUUUAUAUUUGGGGUAUUUAACUUUUGUUUUGAGUGACGUAUGCUAUUUUUUUAAAAUUUAACUGUAAUUUGAUCUUAUAACAUAUAUUCAAAAAGUAAAUGUUUCAAAAAAAAAAUGUUUCCAUAUAAGUGUAUAACCCUUGAAAAAGGGAUCGCAGGGAUUCACAUGCAUAGACAAGAGUUUGCACAGAAGUACAAAAAUGACGAUUAAGAUGGUGCAAAGUAGGGUUGAUCGAUUUGCUAUAUGUUUCUUUUUAUUUUAGGCUUUUUAGCUUAACAUGUAACUUUCUUUUUAUACAUUAUACUCAUUCACAUAAUUCAUCAAAAAUUCCGUUUUGUUUGGAGUUUGAACGAAAAGGUCUCCAAAAACGUACUGCAUCAGCAUGACUGCAUUCGAUAUUCGUCUCUUAAAUCAUGAACCAUGCUCCUCAUUCCUCAACUCAUUAACUAUUUAAUAUAUUAUCUUCUUAUGUGAACAUUAAAUAUAUAUUUUAAAUAAACAAACUAUUUGAAACUCUUGUAAUAAGUGGCUUGCCACAAUUCUAAAAAACUGAAAAUCUUGGUAUAAAUCUUAACAUUUAAACCAAAAAAAAAAAAAAAAAAACUAUUUGAAACUCGUCUACUUGUACCGUACGAAUAACUAGUUUAGUAGUCAUGUAGUUUUCUUAAUAUAAAUUUUUUGGAUAAUGUGAAACCGGCGCAUUUGCUCGUUGAUUUAUUCGUAAUCCAGAACUUAGUGAUAAUUACUUAAUUAUCGGUUUCUUAUGGACCAACACAACCAAAGUGGACAAACAAGAAACUAAUUUAAUUAGGAAUCUAAAGAAAAAAAAUGUUUCCGUCCAAUCUAUUCAUUAACUUAGUAGGAACGAGCGAAAAUGCGACGUAAUAAAAUUGACGGCAACUAAAAGCCUUUUCAGAAUAUGGAGCAGAAUGUGACACAUCUUCCUCGUCACACAUAAAUUCAUACAAGAUUAUUUACCGGCUUCGCUGUAGAUAUUAACAUAUAUACAUUAUUCUUAGGGAUAAUGCACCAAACAAUUAUUCGAUAAAGAAGAUAAAGUAAUCACAGAGCAGUUCGACGGAAUACACGUCUAAAAACUUAGAUCCUAGAGCCGAGCACCAUACUAUAUAUAAAUUAAAACAGAUAAUUAUAUACAGUAUUAAUGAAUGACGCAUAUUAGUUGAUGAAAUAAGAACUUUUUAAAUAAGAAAUUUUAUAUCUUUUUAGUUAUUCAGAAAGCAUUAAGAAUAAAAAAUACUGUCAAAUGGAUCCAAUCAUAAUAUAUACUUUCUUCAUCGUAUUUUCUUAUUUCUAUAUUCUUGAUUACUUAUAAAUUACCAAACAAUAUUUUAAUUUUUUUAACCAAAAAACCAAUAUUUUAGUUGUUUAUGUUUAAACAAUUUAACUAGUAGUAAUAGUUUGUAUUAUUCAAAAGAUUCAAUUUCAGAUUUAAUUUUUAAUUAUGUCUUUAAAAUUCGUAUUCAUGUUUAAAUCUGCAGAAGUAACAGUGCUAAAUUGGUUUGAAUAUUUCAAAUCAACUUUUUUUCCAACCAAAUAGAGGGAAAAUACAGAUAGAGCGACCACACAAACCAGGAUUCCAAACCAACAUUCCCAUCAUUUUUAGCAAAAUAAAAAUUAAUUCAGCUUUAAGUAUUGUAUAUUUAAUAUUUUAUUUUAUCGGAUGUCCGAGAAGUGACAUAUUUGAUAUUUCAUUAUAUACUAAUUUGUGCUUUAAAAGAAAUACAUUUUAUCAUGUAUAUAAUUAACCCUUACGCAUGUUUCAUCUGUCGCUACCAAUUAACAACCAAGAAAAAACUCCAUUUCUUUCUCUUCGAAAAUAUUCAUGGAGAGCUCAAUGAACAAUGCUUUCAUUAUGAGCAAAUGCGAAACGUUGAAGUUUUCAAGCGACCAAACCCCGGAGGAAAGUAGCUGGUCAAUGUACUUCGAAGAUUUCUUCGAGGCUUCUUCAAGUGCUGUCCAUAUCGGAGAUUUCAGUUCUUCCUCCGUCCCCGAUGCAAUGUCUUUCGUCGCGACUAAGAAGACCGUUGACAUGUCUAAACAAGAAGGGCCUAACUAUUACAACAAUUUGAACUUCAAGAGGACAAGAAAUAGAGAGGUUCCUUUUGGUCGUCAUUGUGAUCUUGAAGACACUGCAUCUUCUCCUUCUCGUAGUCUUAAUGUCAAUAGCAUAAUGAACAUAUUGGAGAACAACACGAGACACGGGGGUGGCGUUGGUGAAGACACAAAUAAUGUGAAAGGAGAGAGUGCAGUGCAAAACGAAGGUGAAUUAUCAGUAGACUUGAAGAAAAAAGGGCUUUGUUUGGUUCCCAUGUCUAUGGUCACCAACUUUCUUGGUUAAUCAUACAUAACCCAUUCAUUUUUACAAAUUUGUUUCCAAUAAUUCAUUCCCACUUAGAAUAUUAUUAUUUUAUACAUUUCUCCAAUCAUGUGUAAUGUAUGUUAUUCAGUUAAUUUGUAACAUAUGCAUGCAUGACUUCCAAAUUAUAUGCUACAUGUGCAUGAGUUGUAUAUAUGGGCAUUCCUGGUAUUAUCGGAAUAAAUUGACUCUCACUAAUGAAUUAUAAUCCUUCAUACCAAAAAUAUCAGCAUUUUUUAAAUCAAUAAAGUUGAUUGCUUAGAGUUAAUAAAGUUAUCAGAUUUUUUUAUACCAGGAAUUGAAUAAAGUUAAUCAGAAAAAAUUGAAUGCUGAUAACUUAGAGUUAUAUAUUUCUGGUAUAAAAAAAUUCCAAAAAAAUCCCCAAGUUUUCUAAUCAAUAUAUAAUUCAACUUUAUUGAUUAGAAAACUUGGGGAUUUUUUUGGUUUAAGUGUUAAGAUUUAUACCAAGCUUUUCUGUUUUUAACAAAGUAUGUGGCUAGCCACUUAUUACAUGCAAGAAGAAAACAUUUAAACUAAAAGGAAGAGAAAGAGGAAAGGGAAAAGAAAAAGAAAAAGAAAAUCUGCAGCAAUGGAGGGGAGCUGGCAAGGACAGCAGACGGUCUCUCGGUCUACUCCAGCUACAAUCACAGAAACAGGGGAAAAAGACUCCCGGAAUAUCCGAGAGUUCCACUCCCGCCAGGAAGUACACAAUGACCUUCAUUAGAAGCUUAGCGAAGGUACAAAAACCAGAAGAAGAAGAAAGCUGCGGCUGAACCAAUAAUCUAGAGACAGCGAGAAGUGAAACCGGAGGUGCCGUAGUGAAACCUCGACAGAAAUGAGACCAGAUCUCUGUUGAAUAGGAGCAUUUGAAAAACAAAUGCUGAUGAGACUCUUGCUCAGAAUUUAAUCCUCACAUACAAAGACUACACAUCUUUUUAACUACUACGAGACAAAACAUGCAAAUGAGUAAAGCAUACCAGAAGAUAAGUGAGCUGGUUUUACUAAUAAAACCAAUAAAGUAUCGGAGAAGAACAAACAUUACGAAUGAACACAUGAACACAAUAGUUAACCGAAUAAACAUUUUCCUCCAGAAACAGAGACACCAGAACAUUCAGAAACAUAAAUAGUCACUUACAAGUUUUAAAACCUAAACUCCUUUAUUGCAACCACUUCCACAUCAGAAGAAUCAAGGGAAAAAAAAAUUUCAUUAAAAAACAGUCUUUAACCAUCUAAGGUUUCAGUUGAAUCAGCAGCGGCUAGAACCCGCCCCCGGCUUAGGUUUAGAGAUUGACAUUGAGACAAGACAAAAGCUUUCUCAUGAGUGACAACGUAGUUGUCUACUUGCCUUGUUAUCGUAGAGUCAGGGUACACCAAUUUUUGUCAAAGCACAAGUGAGCUGAUUUGCGCACAAUCUGUUAAAUACGAAAAUGCAAUAAUCUCCGUUUAAUAAUAAUCAUUCAGUUUCAGUUCUAGACAUAACUCAUACAUUUUAAAACUCUAGAAUCAGAAGAAAUUAACAGAUCUCAUAUGCAAAUCAAUCUAAAUACGACAGACCUAGCUCUUAAGAGAGAUAAUUUCAAUUAAAACACAGAGGGAGAGAGAGAGAGAGAAUGCUUAUAAUACAACCAUAUGAUAGAAAAGCAGAUCACAAAGCCACGGGCAAACAAAUUGUUCGAUGACUGCGACCUAAACCUUAGGGUUCUUUUUAACUGUUUGGGAUUUACUGUAGAAAAGCAGAUCCCAAAGACGACGACAUCACCGUUUGGGAUUUACUGUAUUUGACUGAUGUGUGAUGUGUAAACUGACGUGUAAUAUUUAAAUGAUUUCAUUGGUUUUCUUAGGUUUUUCAUUUAUUGACAUGUCGUCUUCUCAAAAAAAAAUUUGUGUUAAUUUCUAUAACCAUAUGAUAUUUAAUUAAUUUUUUAUUAGUCUGGAGUAUUUCAAGCCUAUGAAAAG
Brassica rapa (field mustard) is the source of this 4924-nucleotide messenger RNA. RefSeq names its product vascular-related unknown protein 4. The record is from RefSeq and is a predicted model, not a curated record. Lineage: Eukaryota; Viridiplantae; Streptophyta; Magnoliopsida; Brassicales; Brassicaceae. Gene Ontology annotation, biological process: xylem development; multidimensional cell growth.